Candoia aspera is the source of this 1450-nucleotide messenger RNA. RefSeq names its product actin alpha 2, smooth muscle (gene ACTA2). The transcript has 9 exons. The record is from RefSeq and is a predicted model, not a curated record. The coding region runs from base 146 to 1279 and encodes 377 amino acids. Lineage: Eukaryota; Metazoa; Chordata; Lepidosauria; Squamata; Candoiidae.
UUGGUGAGCUGGUGGGAGGAGACAGGCCAAGAGGCUAUAUAAUUGGAGAAUAUGCCUUUUCCCAGUGCACCAUCCCCGAGCAGCACGCCCUGAACUGAGAAGGGACAAUACCUGUGUGGGAAGUCUGAGAAAGUGACUCCAGAAGAUGUGUGAGGAAGAGGACAGCACGGCACUGGUGUGUGACAAUGGCUCUGGGCUAUGUAAGGCAGGCUUUGCUGGUGAUGACGCUCCUCGAGCUGUCUUCCCUUCCAUCGUGGGACGUCCGAGGCAUCAGGGCGUGAUGGUAGGCAUGGGACAGAAAGACAGCUACGUAGGAGAUGAAGCUCAAAGCAAGAGAGGGAUCCUGACACUGAAAUACCCCAUAGAACAUGGCAUCAUCACAAACUGGGAUGAUAUGGAGAAGAUUUGGCAUCAUUCGUUCUACAACGAGCUCCGUGUGGCUCCUGAAGAGCAUCCAACCUUGCUUACAGAAGCACCUUUGAAUCCAAAGGCUAACCGAGAAAAAAUGACACAGAUUAUGUUUGAGACAUUCAAUGUCCCAGCCAUGUAUGUUGCUAUUCAGGCUGUUCUCUCUCUCUACGCCUCUGGACGUACAACAGGGAUUGUGCUUGACUCUGGUGAUGGUGUCACCCACAAUGUACCAAUCUAUGAAGGCUAUGCUCUGCCCCAUGCCAUCAUGCGCCUGGACCUGGCUGGCCGUGAUCUCACCGACUACCUCAUGAAAAUCUUGACAGAACGUGGCUAUUCAUUUGUUACUACUGCUGAGCGUGAAAUUGUCCGUGACAUCAAGGAGAAGCUCUGUUAUGUUGCCCUGGAUUUUGAAAAUGAGAUGGCCACUGCUGCUUCUUCAUCCUCCUUAGAGAAAAGCUACGAGUUGCCUGAUGGUCAGGUGAUUACUAUAGGGAAUGAGCGUUUCCGUUGCCCGGAGACCCUCUUUCAACCCUCUUUCAUUGGCAUGGAAUCUGCUGGCAUUCAUGAAACCACCUACAACAGCAUCAUGAAGUGUGACAUAGAUAUCAGAAAGGACCUUUAUGCAAACAAUGUCCUAUCUGGUGGGACCACAAUGUAUCCUGGCAUUGCAGACCGUAUGCAAAAGGAGAUCACUGCCCUGGCUCCCAGUACUAUGAAAAUAAAGAUUAUUGCUCCACCUGAGCGCAAGUAUUCUGUCUGGAUUGGGGGAUCUAUCCUUGCUUCUCUUUCCACCUUCCAGCAGAUGUGGAUCAGCAAACCAGAGUACGAUGAAGCUGGCCCAUCUAUUGUUCACCGCAAAUGCUUCUGAGUUGCUUCCCCUUCUGUGAAAAAUAUUCUUAUACCUUCCUUACAAUUAGCUGUGUUUUCAGUAAAAUGAAUUUGAAGUUUUUUGGGGGCAGAGGAAGAAAGAAUAAAUUGUAAACAUGCUUUUCAGGUGCUUUGAAUUUUUAUUAAUAAACCUCAACUUUUUCAUACUCUA